CAUUGGUCUUCUGUUCGCAGCGAGUGUGAGCAUUAGUGAGUAAUACAGAUAGCUGAAACCAACACCUGCGCCAUCUGAAAGUACAUCAGAGCUUGGACCUGGAUGACCAUAGUGAACCAGAGCCGAGAAAAAUUUCUAAUUCCACCGUCAUUGAAAAUGGACAUCAGUCUUCAGUUGGUCAGGCAAAGGUUUCACAUGAAGUGAUCUCUUCUCUUCCCAUGUCAAACUCUUCCUCUGAAGCGCAUGCCCCUGCUGUGUCCUUACAAAUGCCACACCUUCCUGUGACUGCAGUGACAAGAGUGUCAGAAAAGUUUUCUGGAGAAACCUCCUCAUCAUCAGGGACAGCCAAUGCAUCCAGUGGCCUGAUAGGACAGAGCAGGAGCAAAAAUGAGACUGUGAUGAAAACGUCCAGCCAAUCGGUGAGUGGUGUGAAGACCUGGAAUUCCAGUUCGGUGAGAACAGUGGGCACAUCUGUAACUGCAGCAGAGAAAAGCACUUCUGUCACAAAGUCUGUGUCAGCUAUGAGCUACGGAAUGACUAGUGGAACCAAAGCUACUGAAAGUGUCACCGACAGUUACAGUGAUGUAACCCCCAAAUCCCACUCCCCUCCACCUACUGUGCACCGCCAAGUGGAAAGGAGGAGAGAGCUUGUGAGGUCGCAGACACUGCCACGGACUUUGGGGACGCAGUCCAGGAAAGCUCUCUUUGAGAAAUUUGAACAGGACAGUGGCAAAGGGAAAGGAGAGUCCAAAGCAAAGCUGAAGAGGUCCCAGAGUUUUGGAGUUGCCAGUGCAAGCAGCAUUAAGCAAAUUCUUUUGGAUUGGUGUCGCUCAAAAACCAUAGGAUACAAGCACGUUGAUCUGCAAAACUUCUCCUCGAGCUGGAGUGAUGGAAUGGCAUUUUGUGCCCUUGUGCAUUCUUUCUUUCCUGAAGCCUUCGAUUACAAUGAGCUUGACCCAGCUAAUCGCAAGCAAAACUUUGAGCUAGCUUUCACCAUGGCUGAGAAACUGGCUCACUGUGACCGCCUGAUAGAAGUGGACGACAUGAUGGUGAUGGGUCGGAAGCCAGAUCCCAUGUGUGUUUUCACCUAUGUGCAGUCACUGUACAACCACCUGCGUCGCUUUGAAUAAAACCACAGCCACCUCUCCAGCUGGGAGGAUUGAGUCCAACCCUCUCCUGAGAGGACUCUGGCCUUUUGCGAAUACAACACUGCCAUUAUUUCUUGUCCUUAAGCUUGUUACCAUCCCUCCACUUGCAUUCAGCUGUGUCACUGAUUGAAUUGCUGCCAAGUAGGGCCCCAAAGUGUUGAUCACAGCAGUGGGCCAAUGCUGUAGAAGAAAAAGCAGAAAUUGUCAUUUUGGUGCUAAUUAGUUGUUUUAAGUGCCCCGGUGAUAAAAGAUGGAAGGAAGCUAUGUUGUAACUCUCGUCACAGUCAAGCUGGGGGACACGGCUUCACAGAGUGAGGGUGCUUGUGCUACAUGGUUGCUCUCUGCUAACACAAGAGUGCAAUACCCACAGGACAGCAUUUGCAUUCUCUACCUCUCUCUCCAGCACAACAUACAGCAAGCAGAAGGCAGACUAAGCCCUAAUGUUAUAAAGGAAGGGAAACACUGCUCUAGUAAAUGUGAAGUUGUAGGAUUAAACCAUUGGCGCCACGUCACCUCCCGGAAAACGAACACGUUGGUUUGAUGCUAUUAUACGUGUGCAACAUGCCAUCCCCUGGGAGGGGUCAUUACACAACAGUGGCCCUUAUGGGGAUCCGAACUGCGUUACCAAUACGCACACCUGCCAUGUAAGCUAAAGGAAUUGCUCGCUGUACUUGUCACAUUAGUUGGCUCUAACCUCUUGUGUAAGGGGGGCACCGCCACUUAGCCGUUAUUGGCAUUCAGAUCCCCAUCGAGGCCAUCACAGUGUAACAAGCUGCACCGCUGUGGGUUAAUGAGGAUCAGACUUAAAACCAUUUGCCCAUGCGGUGGGUUGAACCAUGUGCAGAAGAGCCCAGUUUCACUCGUGGUCAAGGAGGCGCUUGGAGGUGGGGUUGGUCGUUGUAUGCAUAUGUCUGGGUGUUUACGUAAAGGGGAGGUUAACAACUGCAAUUCAAUGCAGGCAGCAAGGGAAGAAAGCUGCCCAGCAGUGUGCCUCAAUCCUGCCGUAGGAGAGAGUAGCGCUAAGAUGUGAGAGAGGAACUCAGUCUCCAUGAUGCCAUCGGUGCUUGGCCGCUCUGCUGCAGUAGCCAGCCAAGGCACCGCUCAGUGGGAAGGGGGCAGAGGUUCUGAAAUCAGCAUUAAUGGCAUUAACCUAAAUGGGGUGACUCCAGAUUUACACUCGUGAAAGAGAGAUCCGAUUUCACGCUCUGGUUCCUGCCCACUAGAGCAGCAGGGAACACAUUGACCAUAAAAGAACUUUUUUUUCGUUUUAGUCCCCAUGUUCCCCUCCUCUUCCCUAAGACCAGGCUCAUAGAAUAUAAAAUUGCCAGGCAAGCCAAUUGCUCGUGCUAAAGAAUGGUUUUUACCUGCUCUGUUUACGUGCGCCUUGCAGAUAUUUAUAAAGAUGAUUUUGGUUCUGUAUCAAUGACCAUUUAUAAUAAAACAUAUGCCAA
Molecule: messenger RNA, 2599 nt
Organism: Alligator sinensis (Chinese alligator)
Lineage: Eukaryota; Metazoa; Chordata; Crocodylia; Alligatoridae
Gene: SMTNL2
Product: smoothelin like 2
Exons: 9
Coding region: 219-1130 (303 amino acids)
Biological process (GO): actin cytoskeleton organization
Cellular component (GO): microtubule organizing center; filamentous actin
Molecular function (GO): protein binding
Source: RefSeq, a predicted model, not a curated record